This is a messenger RNA of Anguilla anguilla (European eel), 1026 nucleotides long. RefSeq names its product immunoglobulin lambda-1 light chain-like. The transcript has 4 exons. The record is from RefSeq and is a predicted model, not a curated record. NCBI's taxonomy places the organism in Eukaryota, Metazoa, Chordata, Actinopteri, Anguilliformes, Anguillidae. Bases 70 to 792 code for a protein of 240 amino acids.
CUCCUCACAUUCCAACCUGCUCAUCUUUCAGCUGGACAGUAAGGGCUGUUCACUCCACACACUGACAACAUGCUGGGAACACUCUGCACUCUCAUCACUGUGCUCUCAUGUGUCAGUGGCCAAAAGGUUUUGACACAGAAACCCUCAGUGCUGAGUGUGAAUAAACAGCAGAAAGGCACAAUGGACUGUAAUAUUGCCAGAGAUGAGGGAAAUUAUGUUUACUGGUACAAGCAGGUUCCUGGCAGCGCUCCUCAGUAUGUGCUGCGUUUCUACUCUUGGCGUGGUUCUAACUAUGGAGCUGGUUUCCCCUCCAACCGCUUUACCUCCACAGCCAAGAGUAACACAGAUUAUCAGUUAAUAAUUACUAAUGUGGAGGCAGGAGACUCAGCAGUGUAUUACUGUAGCACAUGGGAUGACUCUGCUAGUGCAGCUGUUGUGGUAUUCGGCCAAGGCACCAAGCUGAUUGUCGCUGAUUCUUCUCUUGCUGCGCCUACCCUCUCUCUCCUGCCUCCAUCCAGCGAGGAGCUGAAGACAGACAAAGCCACGCUGGUGUGCCUGGCGCAGAUGUCUGUUGGAUUCGCUGAUGUCAGCUGGACAUCGGGCGGGAAACCAGUUACCGGCGGGGUUUUUACCGGCACCGCCGAACAGAAACCCGACAAAACCUUCGGUUUGAGCAGCUUCUUAACCAUCACGCCCUCCGAGUGGAUUACCGACCGCGUCUUUACCUGUAAAGUAUCUGUCGGGUCUAAAACCUCAGAGAAAAGUAUCAAAAAGUCUGACUGCAGUGAGUAAAUUAUGGCUGUUGUAUGACUCAUUUUUACUCUUAUUUCAUUUUGAUUAGCAUGGUUUUCCAUCUGUAAUAGUUUAGCAACCCAUUAUCAGUAAAUUGAUUUCUGGCAAUACCUUACGACUUUUUCAGGAAUAAACUUUCAAGUUUAACAUUAUUUUUUGCUCUUAAACCUAGAAAGUGUGUUUGUUAUCUUUGUGUUGUGAGAUUAAAUAAAUACUGUUGCAUGUUUAAAAAUA